Messenger RNA from Durusdinium trenchii, 1225 nucleotides. The record is from the annotation of a GenBank genome assembly. NCBI's taxonomy places the organism in Eukaryota, Dinophyceae, Suessiales, Symbiodiniaceae.
GCUGGACAAGACUGGCGGCCCGCGCGGGCAGCUGGCAGUGCAUCCUGCUGUCGGGCAGUUUAUCCUGGACAACGCGGCCUCUGACAAGAGGAGCGGCCUCGACGCCGCGCAGAAGGUGCUUUUGGACGCCAAGGCAGCGACAAGCUGGCCGACCGGGUAUAGCUUGUACGUGAAGAACGGCUACAUGGGAGUGCCAUCUUGUCCCAAGGCCAAUCAGGACCACGUCUUGCGCUGCUUGGAAGCCUCGCUGCACCAUAUGCGCUGCAUUUGUGCCAAGGACGUGCCCAGCUGUGGCUUGAGGCCGGAUCUCCAGGGCCCCAGCACCACCAAGCACAAGGUGAGCAUGGUCUAUGCCUCUGCGAUUCCUGUGAAGGCCUAUCUCAAUGCCGGAAAUUUGGACGUGCCGUUUCAGGAGGAAGUUGGACGGCUGGUGAUUGUCUCUCAGUAUUUCGGCGCUUUGCGCUUGGCCUACGAGGCUGCGAAGCCGGGGACAAAGCAGAAGAUCUUCUUGAUGCCCUUAGGAGGUGGCGUGUUCAACAACCGGGCGGAGGUCAUCCUGGGUGCCUUGGGCACGGCUCUGGAUUUGUUGGCCCAACAUUUGAAGGUGGACCCUGCAGCCAGGCUUGAUGUACAGCUGCUGGCCUUUCGUGGCAGUGUGGGGGAGCAGGACCGCCUCACCAAGAUCAUCCAGCUCUUGGUGCCAGCGACCGCCCCAGUGGCCCCGGCCGCCGCAGCUGCAGCCACCACACCUGCUGCACCCACUGAUUUCACAGCCACAGCUUCGUCCACUGCCGCGGCUGCCUCGGCUGUGCCCUACCGUGCCGUGUCGGACUCGCCGCUGGCGCGUGCGUUCGCGGCCUCAAUAGCCUCAGCGGCCUCAGCGGCCUCAGCCGCCUCAGCCGCCUCAGCCUCAACGGCUGCUGCUGAGCGUGCAGAUUCAGACGCCGCGACUGUGCCGGCGUCAACACCAUCUGCUCCAGCAACAGCACCUGAGCGGGAGGGCGCCCCUGCUGCCAGGGCUGGUGGAUCUGGCGAAGGUCCAAAGUGGAAGCUGGAAGCCAGGUCAGCAUCGCUGCUGGAUGCAUUGCUUGAUGAUGAUUGAAAAGUCACCUGUGGUUGUGGGACGGUGAGUGCUUAGUGACUUAGUGUUUGGCUGGCUGGCUGGCUGGCUGACUGACUGACUGACUGACAGACAUUUGGUCCUCGCGUAUUUCUGCAACUUGGC